GAAGCAAUGCAAGCACAGUAGACUCCUCUCCCUUCCUCCCCUCCCCUCUCCCCAACUCCCCACUUCCUAAGCCGGAUCAGCGUUUAAGGAGGGCAGUCAUCAUCACGCAAUCCUGAGCAGCUGGAGCUGACGCUGGACUGAGUUGCCAGGUAGCUGAAAAAAGGCAGAGAAGGCAGCUGAUACCCACUUUUCAACGUUUCUUUCUUUUUUUUUUUUAAAGUCUGGAUCUGGACUUCAAGCAUCACAGCACCCGAACCAGCUCAUCUGAACCCUCAGUGUAUUGCAAUACCCUCUCUUCCCAAAGAAAAGAUUCCACUGAGUAGCAGAAUGCUCGCAGUGUCGCAGCCAAGACUACAGCGCAGAGCCUUUCUGUGAAUUUGUGUGUGUGCGUGUGUGUGUGUGUGAUUCCUUUCUUUGAGGGCACCUUUGGUUUUUGUUACCCUGAUGUGACUUUUGCUUCGCUUUGGAAUGAUGGGGAUCUUUCUGGCUUAUGUUGGAUGCAUUUUCUUUUCCGUGUUGUAUAUUCAACAAGGACUUUCUACCCAAGCAAAAUUCACCGAGUUCCCCAGAAAUGUCACAGCCACUGAAGGGCAGAACGUGGAGAUGUCGUGCGCUUUCCAGAGCGGCUCCGCCUCGGUGUACCUCGAGAUCCAGUGGUGGUUUCUGCGAGCAGCCGAGGAGCAGGAGGCUGGAGGCGACGUGCCGGGCACUCAGGUGGAGCUCUUACCAGAGAGAGACUUGGACAAUGACGGAACAAAGAUAAGCACAGUGAAAGUACAAGGGAAUGACAUCUCCCACAAGCUGCAGAUUUCAAAAGUGAGGAAAAAGGAUCAAGGCUUGUAUGAGUGCAGGGUGACAGAUGCCAACUAUGGAGACCUUCAGGAAUACAAGGCCCAGGCAUUUCUCAAAGUCAAUGCUAACAGCCACUCUCGGCGAAUGCAGGCCUUUGAAGCAUCCCCAAUGUGGUUGCAAGAUAUGAAACCUCGCAAGAACAUCUCAGCAGCUGUUCCCAGUAGCGUCCAUAACUCUUCCAAUCAGCGAAUGCGCUCCACCGCCAGCCCUGAAGCAGCAGCUAAAAUCCCAAAACAGAGUCCACAAUCAGCAAAGAGCAAAUCGCCUGUAAAAUCCACGGAGCGGACAGCAAAGUUGACCCUAACCUCCAACCACCACUCUGCACCCAAUGUACUCUAAUUCUCUACACAUGGAGCACCUUCAGGAAGUACAAAAAACAAAUAUAUAUAUAUUGUUUAAACAUAUAAAUAUAUAUGAAGAGGAUACCACAUUUUCUUGAUCUAUAUUAUUUUCUUUGCUGUAUCACUGAUCAUUUAUUUGCCAAGAACUGGUGUGAUGUAACAGGACAUUUUGUAACAGCAAGACCUAGUUUCCUUUUCUUUCAGCAAGUAGAAGCAUCAUAUCCUUGACUGCUCAGGGGUUGGCUUGCAAGUCAUCAGUAUUAUACAAAUUCACUACAGAUGAUAUUUGGUUUCCUUCUUUGAAAGAACCAUGGCAGCCAUGAGGCAAACAGUGGCCAAAAAUAAAAAAACAAAACAAAAAAUCCCAAGAGAACAAAAUGACUCCGCAUCACCUCUGACAAAAAGCCCUCAGAAACUUUGAUUAAAAGCCUAUUUUUUGUGGGGGUCAGGAGUGCAAAACAAAAAUACCAACAUUGCAAAGCAACUAACAGGACUAAAGGACAUUGUUUCUGAAGACAAGCAAGAAGCACUAUUGAGGGUUUUUUUUUUAUUUUACUUUUUUGAAAUUUUCUCUUUUUUUCCCCCCCCAUCCCCUUCCUUUUCCUCUCUUUUCUCUUGGUUUGUUUCUUGUUCAAUGGUGGCAGUUGCUGACUUAGGCCAACCCCUAUUGACUGUGUGGUGGUAAUAUAAAUACAUUUUUUGUGUGUGUGUUCUAUAUUUCAAUGUGUUUUCUCUGAUUUUGCAACUCUGUAUAUGCAAAACUAACUUCAAUUCUGUAAAUUGCUUACAGUAUGUGUGAUAUAACUUCACAGUAGACAUACCAUGGUCCUCAUGCAAGCCAGUUUUUAAUAUUAUCUAUAUGUCGUGCCACCAACAGACAUUUUUGUUUCCUUUUUUGAUGAAGCAUUAUUUUUUAAUUUGUAAUUCAGUACUGUGUGGAUUUUGUAAUACAUGCAUUCACUUCCACUGGUUUGACCCCUUGCAGAUGGCAAUGCAGCCCUCUGUUUACUCUGUAAAAUGCACAUUAAAAUUUGUUAUGGUCUCUGAACAAUGAAUUAUUUUACUUGUGUGUAUGCUAUGUUGUAGUCUGGUGGCUCAAACCCCUUUUAAUUUAUUAUGUUUACUGAGGAUGAAAUUAUUUUAUCAUCAGAGAAUGUAAAAUGUAAGUCUGCAGGCAAAUAUUGCAUGCAAGCAAGAACAAGAGAAAAAAAAAUCAGAAUGUACUCCUGGAAGAUAUUCUUGUAAUGAUGAGUUUUAGUCAAAUGAAAUUUUUAGAAUGAUUCACUGAAGAACUCUUCCUGCUAUGGCUAAAAAGGUAUCUUUUCACCCUUUCUGUAGGUGGCUAGCCAUCUUUCAUAGUCUUCAUUAUAUUUCUUUAUGCCUAUGACAUGAAAAUGAAAAUGUUGCUUUGGCUGAAAGUAAUAUACAUAACAUGAAUUACAUUAAUUAAUGAAGGAAGGGAAAACUACAAAUAUUUGUUGAUUAAAUCAGCUAGGUAGCUUUUAAUGUCCUUCCCGCUUUUCACCCCGAUUGAAUAAUCCAAAUCCUUCCUGCUGUUUCAUAUACUAACUCAGACAAAAGUGUUACACUGAAUCAUGUAAAGUAUUGUAUUAUUUAUUAGAGGACUCUAACUAUGUCUGCUCAGCUAUAAAAGACUGACCCCUCAACAUAUUUUUCCUUUAUAGACAAGAAAAAUUAGCUUAGCUACAUUUAACAUCCUACAAGUAUAAGGUCUUUAUAUUAAAUUUUAAAAGAUCCACAAAGACCCUACCCUUUCACCCUAAUGCCAACAGCAAAAUUCUCAUUAAUUUCAAUGGGAGUAAGAUCAGACCAUAUAUCUCCAGGAUAAAAGAACUAUGCACUAAUGCUUUGUGUCUUUACAUAUUCAUAAAUGAUCUGGAAAAUGGGGUAAACAGUGAGAUGGCAAAAUUUGCAGAUGAUACAGAACUACUCAAGAUAGUAAAUCUCAGGCAGAUGGUGAUGAGUAACAAAGGGAUCUGUCAAAACUGGGUGACUGGGCAACAAAAUGGCAGAUGAAAUUCAAUAUUGAUAAAUGCAAAGCAAUGCACGUUGGAAAGCAUAAUCCCAGCUAUACAUAUAAAAUGGAGUCUAAAUUAGCUGUUACCAUUCAAGAAAGAGAUCUUGCAGUCGUUGUGGAUCUCUCUCUGUAACCACCCACUCAAUGUGAAGCAGCAGUCAAAAAAGCAAACAGAAUGUUGGGAAUCAUUAAAAAAGGGAUAGAUAAGACAGAAAAUAACAUAUUGCCUUUAUAUAAAUCCAUGGUACGCCCAAAUAUUUAAUACUGCAUGCAGAUGUGGUCACUCCCUCUCAAAAAGAUAUAUUGGACUCAGAAAAGAUACAUAAAAGGACAACAAAAAUUAUUAGGGGUAUGGAAUGUCUGCUGUGUGAAGAAAGAUUAAUAAGACUGGGAAUUUUCAGCUUUGAAAAGAGAUAACUAGGGGGAUAUGACUGAUGUCUAUAAAAUCAUGACUGGUGUGAAGAAAGUAAAUAAGGAAGUGUUAUUUACUCCUCAUAACACAUGAACUAGGGGUCGCCAAAUGAAAUUAAUAGGAGAAGAUUUAAAACAAACAAAAGGAAGUAUUUUUUCCACACAAUGCACAGUCAACCUGUGGAACUGCUUGCCAGAGGAUAUUGUAAAGGCCAAGACUAUAACAAGGUUCAAAGAAAAACUAGAUAAAUUAAUGGAGGAUAGGCCCAUCAAUGGCUAUUAGCCAGGAUGAGGAGGAAUAGGGAUGGAUCACUGUUCUGUUCAUUCCCUCUGGGGCACCUGGCUUUGGCCACCGUCGGCCCAUAGGAUACUGGGCUAGAUGGACCUUUGGUCUGAUCCAAUUUGGCCGGUCUUAUGUUCUUAUGUCUGGAUAGUAUGAAGGUACAAACUUCUUUGGGCUGUUCACAAAGGCAUUUCUAGUGACUUAAUUUGGAAGAUUCACAAGAGUAAAUGAAGCACAAUUUGGAGCAUAAUUUUUGGUUGAAAAAAUAUUCAGUGCAUUCCUUAUAUAUCCUAACAUUAGGCUCUUUGACUGCUAGCAAUUGAGCUAGCAACAUAAUGAGUUCUUUUUUCAGAGCAAUUGCAGUUAAUUUAGAACCCAAAAUAUACAAUUAGUAGUUCAAUUCAUUCCUUCUACCAUACAUUACUUUUUCAACAUUGAAUUUCACCUGUUACUGUACUAGCUAGCUGUAUUAGGCCCUUCUGAACUUCCUUCCAGUCUUCUCUAGUAUUGACUAGUGCUAGCUAGAGAACAAGAACUAAGGGGUUUUGUUUUGUUUUAAAAGAGGUUUAGAAAUUUGGUUUUUUGUUCUGCAUUGGAAUGACACUGAAAACCUUCAAAGAUCGAGAGAGAAGGAGAGCCAAGCGGCAUGGGCAUUAAUCUAGGCUGUGACAGACUUCCGUUCAAGUUCUCACUUUGCCUGAUUUGCUGGGCUAUUGGUUCCUCUCGCAUCAGUUGUUCUUUGCUUUUCAUCAGAAAUUCCAUCUGGAACCUAAAAAGUGUCACCAAACCAAUGCAUUUCCACAAAGUUUCAGUUUUGACCAAUCAAUAUUUUCCAACAACAACAAAAUCACACACACAAAAAAAUCCUGACCAGCUUGGGUCUUGACUAACCUAAAUAACUUUGUGUCAUCUGCACAUUUUGCUUCCUCACAGUUUGUUUCCUUUUUGCUUUCUCUGAUAAAUAUGUUUAACACCACAGACCUUAGAACAAAGCCCUGGGGCUCACCACAGCUAACUUUCUGCUAUGUGAAAAUUGCCUAGGUGUUACUGUUUGUUUUCUAUUUGAUAAACAAAAGUUAAAGCCACUCAAAAAAAUUCAAUACCCAGGUAUUUAAAUGCUUGAUUGGAAGGUUUACAAUAUUCAUUUGAAUAUAUAGUACUGCUUCCAGAGUAUAUUAUAAAAGAAAAACAUUACAAGAUAUUUUAAUUAUCCUUACUUGGUAAUCAUAGAGCCAAACCUCUCAUUUCACUCUAUUAGCAUCUCAGCAACCAGAAGUUCCAUUGAUUGCAACAGGAGUUUUUUUGGUGUUCAAGUUGACUCAGGGUCAGGCACUGUGAAUAUCAUGCCGUAGGCAUACAUCAUAAUAUCCAGCUUAGCUUGUUGUGCCCUAACUCUUGUUUUUCUUGUAAUGUAUCCAUCCAAUGAAAUACUUGCUAUAACUGAUUAGUUGGUGUUGGUCCUGUUUUGAGCAGGGGACUGGACUAGAUGACCUCCUGAGGUCUCUUCCACCCCUAAUCUUGUAUGAUUCUGUGUUAUGGAGAUUAAUUUGCUAAUGCUAUUUUUGUACCAUUGUGCAAAGUAAUAAUACCUCUAACCUCCAAUUUUCCACUUCAUCAGCAAUUAAAUAUACCAAAAUAUUAACUUCCAAACCCAGAAACACAUAGCAAACUGUGUGGUAACAAGGACAAACUGCCUGAAAAAUAGAAAGAGCUUGAUGUAUAACCACAUGGAAUUAAAGAAAAAGAGAGAAGGAGAGAAGGGCAAGAGGCACAGCUACAGAAUAAAAAGUGGGAGGUAGAACUGAAGUUAAAAAUGGGAAGGGAAAUCUCCAGAUAUAUGGUAUUCCAGGAAGUGUGUCCAUUUGUGGCAUAUGCUGUGGUAACCAUUAUCCAAUUCAAGUUCAUAUAAGACUGAUAGGUACUGAGCACUUCCUGCAAGGUACUCUUUUUCAGUGCCCUCAAAUCCUAUUGGCUGCAUUAGUAGCUAAGAAUGCUCUACAGCCCAUAAAAAGCUCCGCAUUUUACAAGAUGAGGCCCAUAAAACUUGCACUGCUUUGUAAAGUACACAUGUUGAAAAAAUAUUUUUCUGAGGAAUUAAAAUCCCAGUCCUCUGGAGAGGGGAAAUGGCUAAUAUAAGGAACCAAAUCACUGGAGCAUAUAUGUUUCAGGGGAGGAAACAGUGGUAUUACUUUUAUAUAACAUCAUUUCAUCACUGUUCAGUAGUUGCCAUUUGGCUCAUUAAGAAGCCUUGAUCAUGUAAAGAAAACAUGUUAUCCUUCUGCAAAGGAAAAGGAAUGCCUUAUCUCGUGCAGAUCCAUCUAAUGUACAAUUCUUUGUGUCUUGUGUAUAAACUCAAGCUGUAUG
Molecule: messenger RNA, 6289 nt
Organism: Gopherus flavomarginatus (Mexican gopher tortoise)
Lineage: Eukaryota; Metazoa; Chordata; Testudines; Testudinidae
Gene: VSTM2A
Product: V-set and transmembrane domain containing 2A
Exons: 5
Coding region: 469-1191 (240 amino acids)
Source: RefSeq, a predicted model, not a curated record